Messenger RNA from Saprolegnia parasitica CBS 223.65, 699 nucleotides. RefSeq lists its product as hypothetical. The coding region runs from base 1 to 699 and encodes 232 amino acids. Gene Ontology annotation, molecular function: protein binding. The record is from RefSeq and is a predicted model, not a curated record. The transcript is spliced from 5 exons. NCBI's taxonomy places the organism in Eukaryota, Oomycota, Saprolegniomycetes, Saprolegniales, Saprolegniaceae.
AUGGAGCAUGAGGCGGCCAGCAGCAGCGAGGGCGAGUAUCAAUUUUGCCGUGGGAUCUGCGCCGAGACCACGACCAAGUCGAUCCUCGUCGGCUCGUCGCUCGGCAAGCUCUACAUGUUGUCGCAAACGUCGGCGGGUGAGGCCAAAGGUAGCGACUACUCGGACUUCCAGCUCCACUCAACCGUCUCGGGCCACGACGCGGCCGUGCAGGCGGUGGGAGCCAAUGGCAGCGCCAAGGAACCGAUGGCUGUCAGUAGCGACGACGACGGCACGCUGAUCGUCUGGAGCGUCGAGGCAUCGGGGCUCGAGAAGAAGCAUGUGAUCCAAGGCACUUCGUUUCCGACCACAAGCCUCCGAUGCUUCCAGACGCGCUGGGUGCUCACGGGCGAUACGACGGGGAAGCUGCGGCUCGUCGACAUGCACGAUGGCAUGAUUUCCGCCGAUGUCGGCGCACACACGCGCCACCUCUCGGCGCUCGACACGCACGACGACCGCGUCGUGACGGUCGGCGAAGACGGCUAUCUGCACGUGUGGAAGCUCAAGGACGAUGCGGGCGCCCCGAGUCUCCGCUUCGAGCUCGAGCACACGCACCGCGCCGGCGACGAUCGCAUGACGGGAGUCGCGUUUGCCUCGGCGACCAAGAUUCUCACCGUCUCAUACGACUCGACGCUCAUCAAGUCGUGGGUCGACGCGGCGUAG